CCGGGGUUACCAUCAACAACCUUUUUAGCUCAGUAUCAAUGCUUGCCUGGCUUUUUGUUACAACGACCUGUAUGAUUGUGUGCAGAAAAGCACGACAGUUGCUUCCCAAUCAAAGCUAGCAUAUUGUUAUUUAGCUGGAGUUUUUGUCAUUACUUUGUCAGCCUAGUGGCUAAUUACGUUUAGCAAACACCAGCUAGCAUGCUAACUACGAUGCCUUCAACCAGAUUAAUUCGUUUAUAGUUUUUAUGAUGACUAAUGAAGGAGUAACAACACUGGCGUACAGAACUACUCCGAAAACAACGAAAAGGACAACAUUUCAGGAUGAACUUCAGGCUGCUGUAACUGCCAGGGCAAGCAAAACGAAAACAGAUCAAUACUCUUACUCCGAUGACUUUGAGGAUGGUGAAGACGAUUUUUUGAAUGAGCUCCUAAAGUCAAGAAAAAAGAAGAUUGAUGCAUUCAAGGCUGGGAAGACUAAAGCCAAACUUGACAACUUUGAGCUUUCAGAUGAUGAAGACAAGCAAAAUAGGCCAAAGAAAGUUUCAUUCCUGAAAACCCAAAGAAAAAGCUCUUCCCCAAAUGCCACAACACCAUCAGAGGGACAAGAAAAUGAGCCAGCAGGGUCUUCUGUUGAUGAACAAGCCAAUUAUAAUGGCUCCUUUCCCCCACAGAACUCUGCACAUGUCAGAGAAGAUAACAGUCACUUUGAAAAUAGGGGUUUGGAGUCUCCUGAUCCUGAGAUCACAAGAGGGUACUCAAGUCUGUCAUAUCUAACAUCAGAUGAUACUUUAUCUUUGCCCUUACCAUCUGAAGGCAGUGUUGUAAACACUCCUGGUCCUGAGGAGAAGAAGAGGAACCCUGUGGUGGGAGAAAGCUCAGAGACUCCACAAAGAUCAUCACCUCACCUCAACUACACUAAUUCUCCUGAUAGUGUGACAGAGAGGGAGCCUCCCAGACCCAAGCCUCGGCAACGAACUCUUGGAUUGAGGUUUCAAGCUACAGAAAAGCCAGCUGAGGAAAAUGGAUCCCAGGAUUUGAGCAGGUCCCAGACGUCUUCUGCAUCAGUCCACCACUCAACUGCCACAUCCAGCAAUUUUACUUGCACAGAUGGAGAUGCAACAGCUUCAUGUAAUCUCAGCAAAUCCUCUUCAAAUAAGAGCCAACAGUCACAACUCCUCACCAAGUCCACGCUUGAUUCUGGUUCCAGAGAUGGCUUUAUAUCUGAUGACAGCAAAGAACCACAGAGAAACUACACUUCAACAUUUGAAGAAUUUAAUGAAAACACAGAAGAUCACUCAGAUCAGCUUUCUCAUGCUCCUGAAAAAUCCUUUGAUACCAGGACAUCAAGCUCUCGUUCUAAGAGCUCGGAGAGGUCCCAGAGUGUGUGCUCCAAGAAGGUGGAAUCAAAGUAUUUGGGGACUCUCAAAGUUCUGGACCGUAAAGUUUCCCUACAAGAGUCUCAACCACAAGCAGCAGAUUCUCUCAGAGCUGCCAUUUAUCAGGAAUGGCUUAAAAAGAAAAAAGAAGAGUCAAAAGAGAAAAUGCAACAGAAGAAGAAAGAGGAGCUUCUCAAAGAAAAAGAAAAGAUGAAAAAAGAGGCCAAAAAGGAAGAUGCUGUUGCAUCCUACGAAGCUUGGAAAGAAAAGAAGGCAGAAAGCCUCAAAGCAAAAGCCAAAGAACAGGAAGAUAUAAUUAGAAAAGAGCAAAGAGCGACUGAAGAGAAACAAGAAAAAAGGCAGUCUGCUAAACAGGUGUUUGAAAAAUGGAAGCACGAGCAUGAUGAUCUGCUUAAAGAGAAGCACAGAAAACAGAGAGAGGCCGAAAACAAACUUAAACAACAGAAACAAGCGAGAGAAGACGAAAGAAAGAGAGACAGCACUUCUGCUUUUUCAGACUGGUGUGAGAAGAAGAAGCAUGUUCUCCAUGAAAAGCUCACAGAGGAACGUAAAGAACUCAGAACUAAAGUGGAGGAGGAGCAAUACAUGAAAGAAGACAGAGAUAAAAUGUCUUUAGAGAUGUAUGAAAACUGGCUGACAAGAAAAGAUCUGGAGCAGAAGAGGCAACAAGAGGAAAGACGUAUUAAAGAAAUAAUCCAGGACAGUCCUCCUCCACCAUGGAGUCCUCCAAAUAAAACCAUACCAUUUCGAAAAUGACCUCUGAAAUAUCACAUUUUUUAAAAUUAAAUUAAACCAGCAGCUCUCUCUCUCUCUGUCUCUCUCUCUGUCUCUCUCUCUAUCUA
This is a messenger RNA of Melanotaenia boesemani (Boeseman's rainbowfish), 2239 nucleotides long. RefSeq names its product microtubule-associated protein 9 (gene map9). Gene Ontology annotation, cellular component: astral microtubule. The coding region runs from base 246 to 2153 and encodes 635 amino acids. Gene Ontology annotation, biological process: regulation of mitotic cytokinesis; mitotic cytokinesis; mitotic spindle assembly. Lineage: Eukaryota; Metazoa; Chordata; Actinopteri; Atheriniformes; Melanotaeniidae. The record is from RefSeq and is a predicted model, not a curated record. The transcript is spliced from 13 exons. Gene Ontology annotation, molecular function: microtubule binding.